CAUUCCAUACGACAGGUACAAUUAAAAUUUGCUGGACCCCACCUAUUUAUAACUUUACAAGCCUCAGUUAGUUAAUUUAUGUUUUAUACCGUUCGUAGUACAUAAGUCAAUUUGACAGAUUAAGACAAAUUAUUGAUAUUUAAUUUAGGCUUGUAGCGCGCUUAUAAAUAAAGCAGUAUGUCAGUCAAAUGUAAUCAAAAUUCAAUUCUAAAUUGUAUAUCUCUUGGUUGGAAUUUACCUUAACCACUUGAGUCCCUCGGACCUAAAUUUGCCAGCCAAAAAUUAGCCAAGAGUUCUUAAAUUUAGAAUUGAAUUUUGUUUAGUUCAGGGACUUCUAAAACAUAAUUUAGAUGCUUUUAAAACACUUACUGAAACAAUCUUGCUGCAAUGUCUGCAAUUUGACUAUGAAGAAAAGUUCUGAACUUUUUAUUUGAUAAAACAGAUGUUCAAAUUCAAGAAUAAUAAUUAUGAUUUAAAUAAUAAUUGUACAUAAAAUUAAUAUUUCCACUAUUACAAAUAAACAAAAGAAAUAGGAAACAUAAAACAGCGGUAAAAAGUUUUCAAAUUGACUUUUCUAAUACGCAUGCGCCAUCUAUCAGACACCGCUGUCUGUUGAUUGGUUGCCGCCAUCUUGCGCGGGAAAUUGAAUUGCAAAUUUAGCUUUCUAAAUUCUUGUUUCUGAUAAUAAACGUGCCAAUUUUUGUUUAAAUAUGUGAAAACAUAUUCUAAAAUAAUAAAUUGAUUUACUAAAUGGAGAUUUUAUGGUUUGUUGGGUUAUUUUUGUUAAAAAGUGUUGAUAUUUUUGCUCGUCAACCCUCUUUGCUAGGGGCGGGGUGGGGAGAUGGUGGGGGACAGUCACUACCUGGUUCGCGGCGAGUCUGCUCGCCGUCAGUCGUGAUUGCGCCGCCGCCGCGCGAAUAUCCUAGCAGGCCACGCUGCUCGAAUCACGAUAGAAUUUACUUAUUUGAACUUUUCUGCAACUUUUUGCGGCGAUGCCGCUGUUACAUCAGGAUAAUACCCGCGGAGGCGGGGGCCCGGCAGAGAAACGGCGCUCCCUGGCAGAGAUCCUGGAGCUGAACACUACGCAUCUCUCGGAACCGGCUUCUGCGCCCGCUAGGGCCCGGAGCUUUGUGCAGGACAGCGACAAUGAGUGGCGCUGGGAGGAGCCCGGCAGCCCCGAGGUCGCGCAGACCCCGCGGGCCCUCGUCCCGCCCGGCUGCUUCCCGCCGCGACACUCUACCAGCUUCGGCAGCUACAGCGAGCGCGCCCGGCCCGGCGGCUGGGACGACGGGCAGGGCAUUACGGACCUCGUGGCUUCUUUGGCCCUGGCGGUGCCGGCGAGCUCACGCGGGCAAACUUCGCAACAGCCGCGCCUUUCCUACGACGGCAUCGAAAAAAUGAUUAUAAAUGGCGAUUUCUUUCGUUGUCGUUGUGAUGAAUUUUUCGUCUGCACUCCUUCAGAUUUAAAAUGCUGUAGCAUCUUUGAUACAGUGGAACUUUAUAAAGGUAUAUUUGCAAAAGUAUAUUUGUUCACGCUGGUGUUGCAGGUGGAGCCCCCGUGGCCGCCGGAGCAGCCCCGCGAGGCGCCGUCGAGGGCAGACUUCAGCCUGCUGCCGCGCCGGGCUUCGUUUUGUGGCGUAGUGGAGCCCCACGGCGUGGUGUCCGGCGACGGCGACUCGCUGUGCUGGAGCGGCACGCUGCCGCCGCGCGCGGCCGACCCGCCGGGCGGGUGGUCGCCCAAGGUGUUCGUGGGCGGGCUGCCGUGGGACAUCACGGAGCACGCGCUGCUGCAGGCGCUGCGCCCCUUCGCACCCGUGCGUGUGGAGUGGCCGGGUCGCGAGGCGGGGACCCCGCUACGCGGGUUCGGUUACGUGACGUUCGAGUCGGAGCGCCGCGUGCGGGCGCUACUAGCGGCCAGCCGCCGCGACCGCAAUGACUGGUACUUCCGCAUCGCCUGCCGCAAGCGGACCACCAAGGACGCGCAAGUGAUCCCUUGGGCCGUGGCGGACUCGUCGUGGGUGGCGGGCGGCGCGGCGCGGCUGGAGCAGUCUCGCACCGUGUUCGUGGGCGCGCUGCACGGCAUGCUCAGCGCGAGGGCCCUGGCCAUCAUCAUGAACGACCUGUUCUCCGGCGUGGUGUAUGCAGGCAUCGACACUGACAAGAAUAAGUACCCGAUCGGGUCAGGGCGCGUGUCGUUCGGCAACGCGCGCUCCUACGUGCGCGCCAUCGCCGCCGCCUACGUCACCAUACGCACGCCCAAGUUCUCCAAGAAGGUGCAGGUGGACCCGUACCUGGAAGACUCGAUGUGUUCGAUGUGCAACCUGCAGCAGGGGCCUUACUUCUGCAAGGAGCCAGUUUGCUUCCGGUACUUCUGCCGCUCGUGCUGGGCGUGGCAGCACGCGGGCGAGGAGCACCGCCCGCUCAUGCGCAGCUCCGCGCACAGGCCGCCGCGCGACGACUUCAUGUACGGUGAGUAGCCGAGUACCGUGUCCAGUGUCGCUGGCCAGUAGGCGUAGCACAGGAGUGUGACAGUGAGGAGCACCGCCCGCUCAUGCGCAGCUCCGCGCACAGGCCGCCGCGCGACGACUUCAUGUACGGUGAGUAGCCGAGUACCGUGUCCAGUGUCGCUGGCCAGUAGGCGUAGCACAGGAGUGUGACAGUGAGGAGCACCGCCCGCUCAUGCGCAGCUCCGCGCACAGGCCGCCGCGCGACGACUUCAUGUACGGUGAGUAGCCGAGUACCGUGUCCAGUGUCGCUGGCCAGUAGGCGUAGCACAGGAGUGUGACAGUGAGGAGCACCGCCCGCUCAUGCGCAGCUCCGCGCACAGGCCGCCGCGCGACGACUUCAUGUACGGUGAGUAGCCGAGUACCGUGUCCAGUGUCGCUGGCCAGUAGGCGUAGCACAGGAGUGUGACAGUGAGGAGCACCGCCCGCUCAUGCGCAGCUCCGCGCACAGGCCGCCGCGCGACGACUUCAUGUACGGUGAGUAGCCGA
Molecule: messenger RNA, 2993 nt
Organism: Cydia pomonella (codling moth)
Lineage: Eukaryota; Metazoa; Arthropoda; Insecta; Lepidoptera; Tortricidae
Gene: orb
Product: cytoplasmic polyadenylation element-binding protein 1
Exons: 12
Coding region: 993-2477 (494 amino acids)
Biological process (GO): negative regulation of cytoplasmic translation
Cellular component (GO): synapse; nucleus; neuron projection
Molecular function (GO): ribosome binding; translation factor activity, RNA binding; mRNA 3'-UTR binding
Source: RefSeq, a predicted model, not a curated record